This is a messenger RNA of Oryzias latipes (Japanese medaka), 5649 nucleotides long. RefSeq names its product PR domain containing 2, with ZNF domain a (gene prdm2a). Lineage: Eukaryota; Metazoa; Chordata; Actinopteri; Beloniformes; Adrianichthyidae. Gene Ontology annotation, biological process: regulation of gene expression. The record is from RefSeq and is a predicted model, not a curated record. Gene Ontology annotation, cellular component: nucleus.
AGAAUGCUGCGAUUGUGUUGGUACAGGAAGAACGAAAGGGGAAAAAAACAUGUAUGUAUAUAUUUAUAGCAAGACUACAGGCUGCUGAAGAGUUCCGUGUCAAUCCUUCUACCGCACUUUGGAGUCCGAUGCAAGAAAGCAGUCGUGUGUAAACGACUUUGAAGUCCAUGUAGCCCGAGCAGACUGUGACGACGUGUUGUGUGACCAGUUAGCAAUGGAGAAGGACGGGGGAGCGUCAUCGCACCAGAUGGAAGAUUCUGUUGAUUUGCCCAACAAAAACAUGUGAAGCAACUGAUUGUUAAAAUGGUGUGACAGCUGGCAAGAUACACCCUUUAAGAGAACUUCACAUAACCCCCUCCGACGAAAGAGCUGACCCCCCCCCCCCCCCCCCCACACACACACACACACUUACACACCUAAACAUGUCAGAUCUCCAACACCAGGAUUUGGAAGAAGAGGAAGACAGUCACCAAGAAGAACGAGACAUGAGUUCUGACUGCACCGACCCUUACAUGACCCUCAUCCAAAGAGCUGUAAGAGAGUCUCUUUUCUGCCACUUCUGUGAAAGACAUUUCAGCAGCAGUCAAGGAUUGGAACAACACGCUUGCUGUAAUAACACAGAUAAAAAAUUAAGUUCAAAUGUUAAUCCUUUGUGGCACGAGGAAGGAAAGCCUCUGGUUUCAGCCGGAUCAGACAUACAACAGUAUAAGCCAGAGGAAAGUCCACAGAUUUUAGAGAAGGAAGCAUCUGAGCUUCGAACGCUGCCUGGAAAGCAUGAGGGCAUUUCCGAAAAUCUGACUUUUAAUAUUGAUGGAAAGACCGUGCCAACCAGAAACGUCAGUAACUGUGAAGUAGCUGAGGGUCAGUGUGGAUCUUCAGCAGUAGUUGGAUUUGAGAUGAGCAAUGUUUUGAGUACAGAUACAGAACCACCCGAUCUGCAGCAUAGCAAGAGGAACACUACAACACACCCCCUCUCACCCAAAACCAGAACUGAUCUGGAGUCUGAGUUGGCUGUAACAUCAUCAUCAUCACCACCAUUUGUUCCUCCUGUAAUACAGAGCUCAUAUCCUCAGAAUUCUGAGUUUACAGAUGAACAGAAACAAAUAACCGGAUUUCUGACUCCUAACCUGAAGCAGGAAAGUCUGAAGCCCACUCAUGUCGUCAUUACAGAUACCCAGAAGCCAUCCUCACCCGUCACUUUCUCUGUCCUGCCGUCUGGAAGGUUUAAAAGAAGAACAAGCUCUCCAACAACCUUCCCACAGCUAAACCUAGCAUCAGGUGAAGGAACGGCAGCCCCAGAUACAGGCGAUGUUGUUGCUGCAAAUACAGGACUGCAGGGGUCAUGUACACAGCAAACCAUGAAUGACUGUAUGAUUCCAUGCGUGGGAGAGCAGGCACCUAAACCGGCUCUGAUGGACAGGCAGCCUUCUGUAACCGGUGGAAAUUCAUGCAACCAGCGCCCGCUGGACCUGUCCAACACCGUCAAAGCAAAUGACUCCGCUUCCGCUGUGUUGGACUUGAGUUUGCAGAAAAGCAUCCACAGUGGUUCUGAACUGUCAUUAAAUUUAGGGGAGAAGGCUUUAAAGCAAACAGGAAAAGAAAAAGAGAGUCAAGGUCUAAAAUCUCCUAUAAUUACUCUAUUAACAGCUUCAGAAAUUGUGACCCCCGUGGAGCCUGUUGCUGAAGGCCUUGUUUAUGGGCUUACCCUAUCUCCACCUUCCCUACCUCCACCCUCCGCUUCCUUCGGCCCCGUUGCCUUGGAGUCGGCUUCUCCGUGCACAAUCGCAUUUGCUUCCCCAGUCGCACAUAGCAUGCUUCCCACCGCGCCCUCCUUAAUCACAGUUUUAGCCCCGCCACCUGUUUCCAACCCCUUAUGCCAGCCAAUCCAGGUGAUGGCCCCCGACAUAUCCUCUGAGCCCAUGGUCAUCUGCACAGAAAACGCAUUCAAUUCCCAGUGUGAUUUAGCUACUGCAUUUGCCACAACAAACUCUGCAAACCUUGUCGCCCUUUCACAGCCUCUCGAUCCAGCCCUGCAUCUACCCAGCCACGUGCUUCUCGACUCCACCCCUGUGUCAGAGGUGCCCCUCACUCCCUCAGUCAAUUUAAGUGACUCCCUGUUCAGUUCAUACAACAUUGCCAGCAACGCCGUGUUGAUCGAGUGUACGAUAGCUCUCGAUGGCCCAAGGACUGUCGUUCCUGCUGCAGUUAACCCCCCAGAGGACGCCACAGACUUUACCACGCCAACACAGAUGGUUGUAAAUCCUAUCAAGCACUUACUGCCUGACCCUGAAACUGUUCACCCCAGCAUUAUGGUGUCCUCCGCUGCAGAAUCUUUAACUCUGCCUGCUAACGCAGAGGUGAUGUCUGGGAAUUCUGUUGUGGGUGAAUCAAACUGUGAAGCAGUGCCUGUGGUUAACCCGGAGUCACCUGCGGGAAAAGACGAGGACGCUGCUGACAAAUCUGUUGCUCUGUCAGAGAAUGCCCUGGAAAUGACUUCGUCUCUGCCAGAAAAAGCUGAAGAACCAGUCCAUAAUACUAUAGAUGUGCAAGAGCAGACCUUUACAAAGAACUUCAUCUGUAAUGUGUGUGAUAAGCUUUUCCAUUCAAUGAAAGAACUAGGCCAUCAUGUAGGUGACCAUGCUGAUGAAUGGCCUUACAAAUGUGAGUUCUGCGUGCUGCUCUUUGGCAAACCCUCAGCUUUGCUCGACCAUCGAUCAAGCCUCCACGGCGUCGGAAAGACUUAUGUCUGCUGUGCUUGUACUAAAGAAUUUGUCUACCUUUGCAAUCUUAAACAGCAUCAAGAAGAAUUGCAUCCCGGUCAGCCAUGUACAUACACUGAAGAUGAAAAGGGAAAACUUAGACCUCAAAACUACAACAACUCAACUAAAGUCAACACAGAUCCUCCGGCUGCCAAGUCUCUACAGGAGCCCAGCGACUUGGUAAAAAAGGAAAAAAGUGAAGUCGAUGUGGCUGCUGAAGAGCUUUUUACAACCAUUAAGAUAAUGGCUUCAGAUGGUGGCAAAGUCAAAGGGCCCGAUGUCCGACUUGGCAUUUACCAGCAUUAUCCCAGCUUCAAGCCGCCUCCUUUUCCUUAUCACAACAGAUCACCUGCCGGUUCAGUCGCUUCUGCCACAAACUUCACAACCCACAACAUCCCACAGACUUUUACCACGGCUAUCAGGUGUACCAAAUGCGGGAAAAGUUUUGACAAUAUGCCAGAACUACACAACCACAUUUUGGCGUGUGCAAACGCUAGUGACAAAAGACGAUACACGCCACGGAAAAACCCCAUCCCUUUACGACACUUUGCAAAAGCUCAAAAUGGAGUCCUUUGGAUUACCAACUCCUCUAACGGAAUUAAGGCUUCGAUUAGAGUCAGUCCAGCUAGCAGGUCUAAACCCGGUCAAGAAUCACCGGUAAAGUUAAGAAUAUUGAAAAAAAAGAAGAAAAAGUUGGUGCAAAGAGUUCUGCCACAGAGGAACAAGUCUGUCUCUUCGUCAAACAAAGCUUCUCCUCCACAGGUGGAUAGGCAACAGGAGGUCUUUGUCUGUCCUCACUGUAGCAGGGAGUUCACAAUGCGGCGGAGUCGAACCAAACACAUGGCAGUCUGCCCCAAGAAACCUACAGAGAUGACCAAAAGGAAAGAGGGAGGAAUCUCUGUCACAAAGGAAAAUGACGGACACCUUCAUCGGGGAGUCUCUCGCGUGAAUGAAAAACAGUCGUCACCUCCACAUAAAACACGGCACCAGACCUCUGGUUCUGCAAAGAGGCACGCCAUCCUACCGGUACAAGCUGUCUUCCCAAACAAAAGAAGUAAAAUCAGCAUAAAAGAGAGCGCUGAGCCAAAGCAAGAGUCGCCCACUCUGACAGAAAUCCCUAUUCGCACUUUCAAUCCUUCCAUGCGGCAGUAUAGCCGAGUGCAGCAAAACGUCCGAGUUCCCGUUAAGAUCACCGUGGUGAGGCCUCAACAGACUGCAUCGGAGAGAGACACUCCCAAUAAAAGCCAAGAGGAAGCAGGCAGAGCCGUUACCCGGCUCUCCGAGCAGAGCACUUCAGUGUGAGAACAUCUGAGAUCAGCAGGAUUUUGCUGUGUAGACGUGUUUCAGUAAUGGCGGAGACGCUGGUCAUUGCACUGUAAGCCCAUCAGACUGCACUGUACUCGAUCAUGAAUGACUCUUCCAACGGCUGCAACAGACAUUGAAGGCUUAUCGCAGUGAGCACGCAUGUACAUGGACGGACAUAUUUCUGUUGCUUGACACUUUAGCUCCACUAAAAGAGGAAGAGGAUGGCAAGCGGCAAUCAUCUUCAGCAAUGCUUUUGCACUCCUGGAAUUAUUUGCUUCAACUCUCACAGCAUGGCGUCUGUACGUUUCCAUUGUAGCUCCAUGAAAUCAAGUGGGUUGGUCUGACACGGUUCCUCUGUAGGUACUGAUUAUGAGAGAAAGCGGUUGACCUUACAUGGAUGGCGUGUCUAAUGUGAGGAAGUGUAAAUAUGGGUUUUUGAACAGGUGAACCCUGGCAUCACGCUCUCUGUGAAAAGCCUCGUCAAGCAUGUCAUUAUUAUAAUUCGUAAUUUAAGUUUUUCAUAGCUUGUGAAUGUAAGAUAUAAUUCUCAGAUGAUAAAAGAAAAGUGUAUGAUAUUUGACCCUGCUGCUACUGGAUGUACUGUAUAAAUCAUUUUGAGAAUUGUGCUUUCUGUGUGCCAACAAAGUUAUAAUGUGACCAAAUAUGGCAUUCAAGUUGUGAAAAUGUAACUUUGUUCAGUAUUUCCCAGAUGAAGGAUUGAAUUUGAUAUUUAACUGGAAAGAGACAACCCAAUUCAAAAGUUUUUGGUAAAUUUGGCCUCAACCUAUUCAUUUAAUGCUUAACAUAUUUCCUUCCAGAUUUUGGCGGUUGUACACUUCACUUUUGUGACAUUUGGGAAACUGCUUCUUUUUUUUUUUUGGAUAUAUUUGCACUGCAGUUGACAUUUGUACUUUGCUCAGUCUGUACAGCUCAGUUCUUUGCUCCCCAACAGAAAUCCUUACACAUCUCCUAUAAUUAUGUUUGUUUUUUUCCGCCUCUUUGCACCUUCCCUGUAAAAAAUGCUGAUUGUUUUCUGCUCCCCUCACAGAUAAGAUGUACAGUCUGAUGGUCUUCUUCAUGCUCUUCAUCUUUGCACUUAUCUCUAGACGUUGUCAACAGUUGUAGUGGGAUGUGUUUAUGAUGAAAUCCGGCCUGUAGGAGCUGAACGUUUUGGCUGCAGCAUGGUAAAUGUCAGACAUUACACACUUUAUUUAAAUAUUUUAUAGGCUAACAUUGUGAAGAGCCCAACAGGGUAUUAAAGGCUUUUAUUCAAACUCGUAAUUUGGUCAUACUGAAACUUGCUAACUGUACUUUAGAGAAUAUUUCUUUCUUCUUCUGGGGCUUUUGCAGGCCUGCUGGUAAUUGUUGUUAAUUUCAGACUGCACCCUGUUUAGAUGCACUGGACGGUUUGGGAGACUGUCAUGAAACUGUGAAAAGGGCUUGUAGCAUCUUGGAGCGCAAAUUGACUUAUUUAUUAAUAAUUUAAAAUCAAUUGAUCUGUCUUUGAAUAAUUCCUCUAUGAUUUGCACUAGAGCCUUUUUUUAAGCAAAAAAAAAGAAAAUAAAGAGAGAAUGUUAAAACGGAA